AUGGGGAUCCAGCUCUUGACGCAGACCGGCUUGCAGGCCUUUACGCAGAAGUUAUUGCAGUGGGACAACUGCAUGGGGACCCCGCAAGAGCAGGACGGGGUCAGCACGAUCGGCUUGCACGAGCAGAACGGGGUGGGACCAACACUGCACGAGCACGGUGAGGCCAUAAGCGAAGCACAUCCGCAGCUGCGCUUUUCUCGAACCGCUACGGCCUGA
Cylicostephanus goldi is the source of this 216-nucleotide messenger RNA. NCBI's taxonomy places the organism in Eukaryota, Metazoa, Nematoda, Chromadorea, Rhabditida, Strongylidae. The record is from the annotation of a GenBank genome assembly.